CAGUGUUGUUUUUGCAAUGUGCGCAAUGUGCUAGGAAGAUCCCGAACAUUCUAUAUAAUACGCGUUUCUGUUGAACUUGUCUGCUUGAAAUUGGAAGACGAUGGGCGUUGACACGGAGGCUGAAGGUUGAAGCUCCGUUCCAAACCGAGAGCUGAUGUGACAGAGAUCAAAGGAACGGUCUGGACCAAACUCAGUAUGAUGUAUGAACAGCUAUGAGCGCAGGCCGCAGUACAAAGGUACCAUUUGAGAUGAGUGCUGAUCUCGUGAGCCCGACAAAUGAAUCUUCGGAUACGCCCAGAAAACCUAUCAAAUCGACGGCAGUCGUUAAAUUGUCGACAUCAGAAAUACCCACCAAUUUUGAGGUUCUUCAACUGAAUACAGAUUUAAAUGAGCCUCCGUCCAACUGGCUCUCGACUAAAGCAACAAAUGGCUCCUCAUUUGGCUUCACCAAUGCUUCUGGAUUCAACAGCUUUAGAAUUGCAAAUAUGUUCCCUGACUGUGUUGGAGAGGUGGAUGUUGUUUCUGAUUCAGAAAACAUUAAGAAGCUUCUGAAAAUCCCUUACAGCAAGGGUGCAGUGAGCAUGAUUGUGCACAGAGUAGAAAAUACUCUGCUCAUUGACGAGUUUGAUAUUCACAAGCAUUUGAUGCGGACAGCGGAGAGCGAGUGGAGUUGGCUGAGAAAGUUCUUUGUUGAGCAUGUCAUGAAUAACCUCAGCUCCAAAGGCUUCCAUCAAAAAGACUUCAGUAUUGGAUUCAGCCGUGAUGCUCUCCAAGAGCGAAAACUGGUUUCUAAAUUUUUGUACCACAGUCUUAGUGAGACAAACUCGCCAAGCAACGCAGAAGGAUGCAAAGCAACAAAGGAAAACGUGGAGCAAGAUGCUGCCUCUAUGUACUGGUCAAGUCUGCCGGAGCCACAACUGGAGUUGCCUGACAACUCGGUUGGCCAUGAGUUUGCCAGAAAUGUUGUGUGGACUUUUGAAGACAUUCAAAUGCUUCUCGGAACAGACAUGCCAAUUUUUGGCGGAGAUACUCAUCCCUGCAUAAGCUUGAGACUCAGGGAUAUGAAAAAGCCAAUCAACGUUCUCACAGGCAUUGAUUACUGGUUGGACAACUUGAUGUGUAAUGUUCCUGAGGUUGUCAUGUGCUGUCACCUGGAUGGAUUGGUUCAAAAGUACGAACUGAUCAAAACAGAGGACCUGCCCCACUUAUCAGGAAGCAAAUUUUCGCCAAAACUGAUUCAUGACGUUGCUCAAAACAUCCUCUCCUUCCUGAAGUCAAAUGCAACCAAAGCUGGACACACUUACUGGCUUUUCAAGGGCAAAAACGAGGAUGUGGUGAAAUUAUACGACCUCAGUUCCCUCUGCGAAAGUGACACAGAGAGUGGUGAUGGAAACCCGUUCACCGUGCCUGUAGCCAUGCUUCUUUACAAUGUGGCUCGUAAAAUGAAGAAACAGAACAGCAAGCAACAUGGUGGCAUUCGAGUGUUGUUAGAACACUGCAUUUCUCUCUUGGACAGAGAAAAAUAUCCAAAGAUUGUUACUUCAGCUCAUUACAUGUUGUCAGACUUGUAUGUUCCUGCUGAGACUAAUCCAUCAGACCCAGCUUUUCCUGAAGAAGAGCCAGAAGAUCCAGAAACCCUGGAUGGAAGAGAUGAAAAUCCUGAACAAGGCCAGGAGGAGGAGGAAGAUACUAAUGGAAAUGUUGAGGUUGGGUCUCUAUGCUGGAGUAAUUCUUGCACCAAAGUGCAAAAAAAGACCCAGCCGCCACCAUUGUUAGGCUCGAUCAGCGAGCGCUGCCAAAACAGUUUGAAACACAUCGCUGAGGGUCUCUACUGUCUGCGCCAAUUGGACACGCGGCAGAUCCAGAAGGAGGAGGAGGAACCCAGGAUGGCCCACCCAUUCACUGCCAUUCCAAUGCCAUUCGCCAGCCUCACCAGUAUGGCGGUCUCCCCGACCAAGGCUGAAGAGCCAAAGAUAGAUUCUGCAAACCACUGGAAAGCCCAGUUGCUCACCCUGCUAUAUGAGAAGGCACUGCUGGUUGCUGCUGUCCUGACUCAGCACUCGCUCGCCACUGAGCAGUACGGGACUGCGCUGCGACAGGUACAAGUGCUGCUCACCCUCAAUCUUGGCCUACAGAAGCUGUCCAAACUGCUUGGUGUCAAACACGGCAAGGAAGAAGAUAAGGAAGCUACCAAGAGUUUUUUGCUGGGACAAGCGGGAGAUGCUUGCUGCAUGAUUGUCCAAAAUUGGAGCAAAAUCGACCAGUUCAAAGCUGACAUCGCAACUAAAGAUGAUUUCAUAGAGCCGAUUCUGAAGCAGCUCCAGCUUGAUGUUGGACCAUAUGAUGAUGAUACGGUUCCUGUGGAUUUGGACUUGCCCAACGUUAAAGACGUGCUGAAGUCCAGCAUUGAAUGCUACAAACAAGCUCUGAAUUCCAAGCCUGCACCAGAUCAGUUUUCGAGUUUGUGUCGGCGUUUGGGCAAUGCUUACAACGAACUAGGCGUAGUUUACAUGACUCAAGCAAACACCCUUGUGACAGGUGCUGGUGAGAAAGAUCGCAAUGAGUUCAAUACAUUGGUAAAGAAAAGCCUGCGUGAGCUGGAGUUGGGCAUUGCUGCUUUUGAGAAGGGGGGAGAUCGGAACAACUUGGCGCUGCUCUUGCUGAAUGCUGGAAGACUCAUGAGGCUUUGCUCAUUUGUGAUGUCACCUGUCUGUCGCACUCCCAUGCAGGGGCAGGAGAGAAAUUAUUAUCUUAAGGCUCUGAACUACUAUCAAAAGGCAAGCUGUGUGUUGGAAAAAAGAUGUGAGGAAAAUGAGCAAAUUUGGGACAGUGUCAACUGGCAGUUGUCAACGACUCUGUACAACAUGGCUGUGAUUUUGCAAGACUACCCUGACAGUAAUAAGAACCAACAGGAAGUUGAGAAGGAAGUUGUAGAGCAUUUGCAUAAAGCUCUGGCGUCAUGUGAUCUCACAACCCCAGGACGCCAGCUGCCAAUGUAUCAAAUUCGAGCUGCUUCCCUUCACCACAAACUAGCCUCCUUAUAUCACAAGUCUCUCAGAAACUUUGUUGGUGAUGAUCAAAAGCGAAAGUGGCAGCAUCAAUUGUGUAGAAAUCAUUACGAGAAGGCAGCUGACAUGUACAAGAGUUUAGAAGGCGUCUCUGAAUUUCUACGCGUACAACUCGAAAGAGUGGCUUUUGCUGAGUUUUCUGCUGAAAGUUCAAACAGUUCAGGAAGCAAAAGGGCCAUGUGGCUCAGCGCAGUUGACCUAAUGCUUGCAUGCGCUGACUUAGUCAAGGUGAUAGUCAAGCAGAAAGAGGCGCAGGAUGACGAGGAGGAGCAACUCAAACUGUUGGUCAUAUUGGAACAAACCAUGCAAAGCAUUCUUCUUUCGCUGGCCAAACUCUCUGCCAAAGACAAGGCAAAUGGUGCCAAAGAGUUCAAAGCCAUGUAUGCUGCUACGUUGCACCAGGUCAGCAAGGAAAAAGAAGAUCUUCGAACGGUUGCAACCAGACUUAGCACAAGUUUGAAGAAAGUGAAUGAACUCCGUAAAAAUGUUAUGUGAAGGGUGACCUGAUGCAUCUUUAAAAAUAUAUUUUCCACUGAAACUUCUCAUUUUUGUGAUGCCUGAAAUAUCAAAUUUGGUCAAUAUUGUCAAACUGAUUAAAUGAACUCUUCGUGCUUUUAGUUCUCAUUGUCAUUAAUUACUAGGUAGAAGAUGUUGCCUUAAUCAACUUGUAAUUAUAAUUAUGCCACUUAAAACGCUUUAAUUUGCAUGUGGAAUUCCAAUUGACAUCUUGAUUUAUCCUGUGUAUGAGGAGAAAAAUAUACGUGCUGAGUAAUAUUAAAUCAAAAAUCAACUAA
Cloeon dipterum is the source of this 3862-nucleotide messenger RNA. Its product is annotated as erythroid differentiation-related factor 1. The record is from RefSeq and is a predicted model, not a curated record. Gene Ontology annotation, biological process: positive regulation of DNA-templated transcription. Bases 213 to 3563 code for a protein of 1116 amino acids. Gene Ontology annotation, molecular function: protein binding. The transcript has 19 exons. NCBI's taxonomy places the organism in Eukaryota, Metazoa, Arthropoda, Insecta, Ephemeroptera, Baetidae.